AAGAAAUUGGAGCAGGCCAAGAGAACACUGAAGGGAAAUUGAAGGAAGAGUUUGGGGGCUUUAACAGCCCCUGCACCUGGUGAUGCCAGUAUGGAACCGGGGUACCAGGGGCAUCCGUGGCCUGAGCAGGGCAGUGGCCCUGGAGGGCAGUCAGAAGAAGGGGAGGUCCCUGCUCCAGUUCCUGGCUGACCGCUUCUAUGACGUGCAAGCUCUCAGGGAGUACCUGCUCCAAAAGCAGGUGUUGAAGGUGCACCAGAAAAAUCGGCCCUUCACCUACAUCAAGGAGCGCUUCGGUCCCCACGCCGCGGGCGCCUAUUUCAUCCUGAAGCAGGGAGGCGCGGUCAAGUUUCAGGGCAAGGAGUGGAUCCGGUCAGAUGCGCAUGGCCACUUCUCUCUUGACUUCUUGAAGUUCCAGGCGGUGCCCGUAGAGGCCGUCGAUGCCAGUGGCUGUGCCAUCAACUACCAGGGCCUGGACAGCCUCUUGGCCCUGAAGGAGCUCCAGUCCCUGUGGCUGCAGCGCUGUCCCCACGUGGAUGACUGGUGUCUCGGCCGCCUCCACCCGCUAGCCAACUCGUUGCAGGAGCUCUCGCUGGCCGGUUGUCCCCGAAUCUCCGAACGGGGCCUCGCCAGCCUCCACCACCUGCGGAACCUCCGCAGGCUGGACAUCUCAGACCUCCCCGCCGUGUCCAACCCGGGCCUCACGCGCAUCCUGGUGGAGGAGAUGCUACCCAGCUGCCAGGUUCUGGGGGCUGACUGGGCCCAGGGCCUCCCGUCGGGGCCGGAGGAGCAGUCCCAGGACAGGGCCAGCCCCAUCCCUGCCUAGGCCUCGGCCCCCCGCCCCAUCAAGCUGGGCAGCAGCGGGGCUUCCGUCUGGGUUCACUCCACAUGGGGGGGGGCACCGCCAGCAGGUCUGGGGAGAGCGGGAGGCUGGCGUACCCGUUCCUCACCUCGGGGGCUCGGGCUGGCUGCACCCUGGGCUGAAAGGUCACAGCUCCUGUGUCAUCGGUUAGGCCGCUCUUUCCACAGGCUUCUCUCCUGGGUUCCAACAGCCUCCCAGGCCCGGGGGAGGUAAGCCGCCCUGGGGAGCCACACUCCCCCAACCCCGUGACUUCCCCAGACAUGGCCACUACCACGUCGAGAAACCCUGCUCUUGACUUGUCCCGAGACUCAAAGUAUCCUUACUCGAACGUGCUGCUGGCCCGGUUCCCUGUGGGGCACCCCUCAGCUCACGGCCCGCUGCGGCAUCCCUGGCCUCCACUCGCCAAACGCCCGGAACCCCCCUGGCACCCCCGCGUUCCCGCUAAUCUGUCCACCACAAAUGCAGCUCUUGUGAAAACAGGCCUGUGCCUUUGCAGUAGUUUUCCCUCGCUAAGUGGCGUGGUAAGGCUUGUCGGUAGAGGGCGCCCGAGAGACCCCAGGAGGAGAGCCUCGGCUUCCGUGGGUGAGCUCUGCGCGCUCCCGGGCUCCUGCCGGGCGCGCGGCCUCCCCAGCAGGUGGAUCCUGAAGUGCCGGGCGGCCGGCAGCUUCCCCCGCCCCGCCAGCAGUCUGAGAGCAGUGUCCCCCACUGAGGCACCCGCCUGCGGAGGACUCUCCGCUGCGUCCCGGAAGGGGGAUUUCAGCAGAUGCCAAGGCUCCUUCUCCGUGAAUCCCUUAUUUCAAUUCGCUGUUCAAAGUCAACAGUUCCUGUUAAACUUCACCUGUUCGAAUUACUGUGUGGUUUUUCU
Molecule: messenger RNA, 1724 nt
Organism: Neomonachus schauinslandi (Hawaiian monk seal)
Lineage: Eukaryota; Metazoa; Chordata; Mammalia; Carnivora; Phocidae
Gene: DMAC2
Product: distal membrane arm assembly component 2
Exons: 6
Coding region: 83-823 (246 amino acids)
Source: RefSeq, a predicted model, not a curated record